AUGGUUGUAUUAAUAAGAAAUACUUGUCUUUUUCAAGGUGAAGAAAAGCCUCACGAAGAUAUAGGAGAUCCUUCAAAAGAAUUAGUGGAUAAAUUCAAUGAUUGGACCUAUAGAGAUGCAUCAUACAUCUUUGCAUAUUAUGCUGUUGAUUAUCUAUUACUACUUGUAGCAAAUUUAUACCCUCCAAGAAAAUUGCCAGAAUUUUAA
Messenger RNA from Ambispora leptoticha, 207 nucleotides. The record is from the annotation of a GenBank genome assembly. NCBI's taxonomy places the organism in Eukaryota, Fungi, Glomeromycota, Glomeromycetes, Archaeosporales, Ambisporaceae.